Messenger RNA from Symsagittifera roscoffensis, 897 nucleotides. RefSeq lists its product as uncharacterized. The transcript has 3 exons. The record is from RefSeq and is a predicted model, not a curated record. The coding region runs from base 268 to 711 and encodes 147 amino acids. NCBI's taxonomy places the organism in Eukaryota, Metazoa, Xenacoelomorpha, Acoela, Convolutidae.
CUGGUUGAAUAGAAAAAGCAUUUGAGAGUUACGGCCGCUGGUUUGAAAAGAUAAUAACAUUUGAAGUGUCCGGGUGUUUGACAGAAAAUGCCCUCGUUUGUUGGUAAAAAUGGCCAACCAUCUGCGUCAAAAGACACGCCGACCAAAACCGCCUUCGUUAAUUCUGUUGAGAGUUAAAGCCAGAAAGAGAAAAUCAUUCGCUUCUGAUACUCUCUCAAUAAACAGUUGAUAACCCGAGUAAAAAAUAAACAAACAAUCGAAUCCGAAAUGAGACUGUUGAUCACUUUCUCGAUUCUCGUCGUCAUUCUGGCUGUUGCCGAAUGUAGAUCGCGUCUACCGAGCACACGACAGGUGAAACCACUCGGCCGACGAUUCUCUCCCGACAUCAGAGCGACGUCCUUGAAAAGGGGAGAUGCGGCUGAUCCACCCCCCGCAACCCCCUCAACUGCUGAGUUGGUCGCUUUCCUCAACCAAAUGGGAGAUCUCUAUAUAGUCAGAUGGGCUUGUGGUCUGUUUGACGGUGUUUCUUCGACAAAAAAGACUGAGAAUGAUGUCCCUGCUGGCAUGAAUGAGAAGCGAGGAGCCACCGAUGCGCCCAAGUACGACUUGGCUACAGUAUCUCAAUAUGCAACGGACGAACUCAAUACAAUCAUCUAUGGCGGCUACUGCGAUUGGGCAAAGUUCUGCCAGAGACUGCCAGAUGAAUGCUAAGGUGUUCCACGAAGUCUGCUCUUUCCAGCUAAACAAAAAGUUUAGAACUUCGAAUGAACUUCGAAAAAAAAACUUGAAAAAAAGAGUUAUUUAGAGUUUUUGUGACUUGCUGUGAACGUGAAAAUUGAGUGUUGUCAGUCCCGUUAUGUAAAAAUACAUAAUACUGCGUCAAGAAAAGUAAAUAAC